This is a messenger RNA of Hyaloscypha bicolor E, 735 nucleotides long. RefSeq lists its product as uncharacterized. Lineage: Eukaryota; Fungi; Ascomycota; Leotiomycetes; Helotiales; Hyaloscyphaceae. The annotation marks the transcript as partial. The record is from RefSeq and is a predicted model, not a curated record. The transcript has 2 exons.
GCGAGCAUCUCGCGAGUCACCAAGGGCGGAAGAAAGCUCACAUACUGCCUCACGGUCAUUCAACAACCAGAGCGAGCCAGAGCAUGUGGAUCAGGAGCCAAAUCAUCCGCUGAUCGACGGCCUGUUGACCCACCUCCUGUUGUUGAACUUCGCAUCUUCCAAGGAGAGGGCAAGGAGCAGGAAGACAUCACAUUCUCUUACAAUGCCAACUUCUUCCUUUUUGCUACUCUGGAAGUGUCUCGUGUCAUCGCACCUCAUCGCGGCCUCCCACAACCACCGUCUCCUCAGGUCCCAGUCCUGACGGGAAUGCCAGUCUCUGGAAUGGCCUACCUUGAUCGACCCACCGAGGCGGGCUACUUCAUCUUCCCCGAUCUUUCUGUUCGCCACGAGGGAAAGUAUCGUCUUAGUUUCAACCUUUACGAGGAGACAAAGAAGCCGGCAGAUGAUGGCGAUGCAGAAUCCAUGAACGAUAGCAAGCCGAACAUCAUGACUGGCCCCAAUGCCCCCGACUCGUCGUUUGACUGGCGAUUGGAGGUCAAGUCGGCCCAGUUUACUGUCUUCAGUGCGAAGAAGUUCCCAGGUCUUGCCGAAAGUACAGUGCUGAGCCGGACUGUCGCCGAGCAAGGGUGCCGAGUCCGCAUCCGACGUGAUGUGCGUAUGAGGAGACGGGAGGGCAAGUCCGGUGCGGAUUUUGACGACGUCGCUGAGGACGAUUAUGCUCGUCCUGGCCGAGCU